Molecule: messenger RNA, 11368 nt
Organism: Diachasmimorpha longicaudata
Lineage: Eukaryota; Metazoa; Arthropoda; Insecta; Hymenoptera; Braconidae
Gene: mGluR
Product: metabotropic glutamate receptor
Exons: 8
Coding region: 2571-5321 (916 amino acids)
Biological process (GO): regulation of synaptic transmission, glutamatergic; G protein-coupled glutamate receptor signaling pathway
Cellular component (GO): plasma membrane
Molecular function (GO): group II metabotropic glutamate receptor activity
Source: RefSeq, a predicted model, not a curated record
AUCGAGAUAUGGGUACGGACCGUUAGUCGCCGGCCAGUCGUUGGCAAAAGCUCUCAACAUCAUGUGCUACUAUUUCCCCAAAAAUUGAUAAAGAAGAGGGAGAGUGAAAAACAUCUUGUGUUGGCAAACAACCCUUCCGCUGUCUCCACAGUCCACAGUGAAAAUUAUACCCCAGGAACAACCCCACCAGUCCUCCCCCAGAUGGACAUUGAAAUUCGCUAUAAAUAUGACAGUGACAUUUUGCUGAGCGGCAGGAAAAACUAGACGACAUUUUCACUCGGGUGUUCCAUUGAUGAUGAACGCGUACCUGUCAGCUAAUUGGACCUGGACACAAUUAUCCAGUCUCUGGAGAUGAGAGUUACGGUGGAACAAAAAUCCUGGGGGAAUACAAAGUGAUUUGGGGUGAAUACAGUGAAAUUACAAAAUUGUAUUUAAAAGGGUAAAUUAAGGUGAGGGAGAUUCCGAGGGAAAUUAAUUCGGUUUCGAUUACGAUUAUUUUGACUGUGACGAGAGUGUCUUGAGAAAAUAAGAAAAUGGAACGAAGGUGGAGGGGAAAUUAAUGGGGGAGUAAAUGUAAUCUGGUGAGACUCGCAAUUUUCCUAAGUGAUGCACCAAUCUCGUUAAUUUCUGGAAAAUAUUUUUACAUUACAGUGUGCGGUUUUCUGUCUGACAAUUUGGAAAUUCGGUUCAGUGAAAUUGAAGGGAAAAAUACUUGAUGGUGCGUGUGUCUGUGUGUAUUGUAAAUUUUAUUAUUUUAUUAUUUCAAGUCUCCGGAAAUGAAAUUGAGACAGGGAAAAGUGGAGGGAUAGACCGUACGGUGGAGUGAGUUAUAGUGAAUCCUGUUGCCACUGAUCCCUCGUUCUCUCGAACCCAUCGUGGGUGAAUCCUAGCAGGACAUGAGGAAUAAAUCGUGAGAGUGACGCAGCUGCAAUUGACGUGUCCAAGAUCUCCAAGAAGUGAUCAUAAAUUUUCAUGAAAAAAUCGGAAAAUUCGAGGAUAAAAAAAGCGCUAAAUUACUAGGAUCAAGAGGCUAUUAAUACUACCCUUAUUUGAUGUGGAAGAGAGCGAAAGAGAGCGAGAGAGGAGAGCAAAUGAGAGAAAUAUUUCGAAGAGACUUGGGCCAAUCAGCGAGGUGGAAUUACAGUGGUAAAGGGAAUAUCUCUCUUAGUUACUGUUAACGUGACUUUAAUCAGUUGACGGUGAUGCCCUCCUCAUCCCCUUAACCUCUCCCGGGCAAAUGAACACCCCGAAAUGAGAAUAAAUGAGAAAUAAACACCUGGAGGAAGCGACCAAAUGGUUUAUGGAAGUGAAUUAAAAGUCACUAAACCAACGAAAAAGGCGAAUAAUUUUUUUCCCAUUUUCAUCAACCGUUGACAUUGGGAAAAACACUAUAAGGGACUGGUAGCAUUGAUGAUGGCAUGUAAAGAGUAUUUUUAUUUUACAGAAGAGUACGGAAUUUUUCACUCUCUCGAUGUUAAAAUGAAGAGAAUGCCUGUUGCGUGACACAAUGUCACAAACAACAACAGAAACAAGAAAGACGGACAGGGAAGCCGUUACAACUUGUCUUUUUGACUUGUCACAUAAAUGAUGUCAAUGAGAUGAAUGAGAGAAAAGAAAAGUGAGUGAUACCAGUGGAAAAAUGAGGGAAACAUUAUUAUAAUAAAAAUGUUGGAAAGAGGAUGAUUUUGUUUUUUUAAUGGUUAAAUAUGUUGUUUCCCCUGAAUCGUGUGACCAUCGAUUUCUCGAUAGUAUCCGGCCGGUGAUUGCCGGAAGGCUGGAGAAGAGAGGUGAAUAAUCGAGUGGUGGUGGAGGGGGGCAAGAGGGGGCUUGAAGAGACGGCAGAAAUCGAAAAGUAACCGGAUGGCUCUGAUUUAACUCAUCCAUUAUCCAUCAGUUGAGGAUUUCGAAUAAAAUUGAAUAAAGGAAAAGUCAAAAGAACAAGAGCAUAAUUAUGAGGAAAUUAGCUCGAGUAUUGUGUAGAAAGUGCUGAUCCAUUCCAUCGGUGAGAAGUAAUUCUGAAGAAAGGAAUGAGGAAAUGUUGGAAAGGAGAGAGGAAAUUCGAGAAGGAAAAUCAUCCGAGGGCCAAGCGAUUUCUAUCCCAGGGCUAAUGGCACGUCUGAGAGGUGCGCCGUCACUUUGAAAAAUCUCCAGAAACCAGCAGUGGCCCCUUUUAGCCCCCCUCUGGGUGCUUUACCGAGGGCGAAGAAGGUUCCUCCCAUUGAAAGGCGCAAAGAAAAAGGAGUAGAAGGAUGUUUGGGUAUCGAGCAGUGAGCGCAACGACCUUGGUCAUCACAUCGCAAGUGUGAUUCAGUGGAAUUGGGGGUCACGGCAGUGAUCCUCGACCACGUUUCCGACUCAGAGGGCAAUAAAGGAUCAAUGAUGUGAAUUUUCUACGUUACCGACGUAUGGGAAUCUUCAUGUGACACUAGACUCACCCACGUACUCAUUAAUUAUCGAUUACGGUUUACAAUGAUUGUUGAUUGAGUGGAGCAAUAUCGAACACUGGAAAAAGUGUAGAUAGUCUCGAUCCUCUACGAAGAGAUAAAAUAAUCAUUAUCAAAUAAUCAAAGAUGGUUGAACGUUGGACACUUAUUUUACCCCUGCUGAAUGUAUUCGUAUGUCUUCAGAGUGGAAGGGUAACGUCGAAAACAACGUCAGAGAGAGAGGCCAUUCUCAUACCUGGUGAUAUAGUUCUUGGUGGACUUUUUCCGGUUCAUGAUAAGGGAGAAUUUACGUGUGGACCAAAAGUCUAUAACAGGGGUGUUCAGAGACUGGAGGCGAUGCUCUUUGCUGUUGAUCAGAUUAACGAGGAAAAUAAUAUACUCCCUGGUAUUUCACUGGGUGUUCAUAUACUUGAUACGUGUAGCAGAGACACUUAUGCACUGAAUCAGAGUCUGCACUUUGUCAGAGCCUCGUUAUCGAAUCUAGAUAUUAGUAUACUCGAGUGCUCUGAUGGCUCGACACCGAGGGUCAGGAAAACAGCCAGUGCUGGUCCUAUUUUUGGGGUCAUCGGGGGAUCCUACAGUUCUGUGUCACUCCAGGUUGCCAAUCUCCUGCGGCUAUUUCACAUUCCGCAAAUAUCACCGGCAUCAACAGCGAAAGCACUGAGUGAUAAAACAAGAUUUGACUACUUCGCCCGUACGGUACCACCAGACACUUUUCAGUCAAUAGCACUUGUGGAUGUCGUUAAGAGUGCUAACUGGUCUUACGUAUCGACGGUUUACUCCGAGGGAUCCUAUGGUGAAUAUGGUAUCGAGGUAUUCACACGUGAAGCGACCGAGAGAAACGUCUGCAUAGCCGCGGCGGAGAAAGUGCCGAGUUCGGCAGAUGACAAAAUAUUUGAUGCAAUUAUUCAGAAGCUCUCGAAAAAACCAAAUGCAAGAGCUGUUGUCCUCUUCACACGAGCCGAGGACGCCAGAAGAAUUUUAGAAGCAGCGAGAAGAUCCAAUUUGAGUCAACCUUUCCAAUGGAUAGCUUCAGACGGUUGGGGCCGUCAAAAUAAAUUAGUUGAAGGAAUUGAAGACGAAGCGGAGGGAGCAAUUACCGUAGAACUUCAAUCGAAAAACAUUCCCGGUUUCGACGAAUACAUGGCUGAGUUGACCCCAGAGAACAAUCGCCGGAAUCCUUGGUUCGAAGAAUACUGGGAAGAGGUAUUCAGUUGUGUACUCAGAAAAAAUGUACCACUGGACACCAAGAAAAGUAUCAAUAUUUGCUCAUCAAAAUUAAGCCUGACACCUGCUAAUGGCUAUGAACAGGAGUCAAAAGUACAAUUUGUUGUUGAUGCGGUUUAUGCUUUUGCCAUUGCCCUGCACAAUCUGCAACGAGAUCUGUGCGGAAAGAGUAAAGCUCUUUGCCAGGCCAUGAUCGAUUAUGACAAGGGUUUAUUCUACAAGAAGUACCUACUCAACGUGUCGUUUGCAGAUUCUGCUGGAAGCGAGGUAAAGUUUGACGAGCAUGGUGACGGUCUUGCCAGGUACGAGAUUCUCAACUUUAGAAAGGCCAAUCAGAGUGGAACAAAUGGAUAUUAUUACCGGGUAGUCGGUAAAUGGUACAACCGAUUGGACUUUCACACCGACGAACUAGUCUGGGCGAAAGGAACGGAGACUAUGCCCAUAUCCGCCUGCUCGUUACCCUGCGAAUCCGGUAUGAUUCGUAAGCAACAGGGAGACACUUGUUGCUGGGUGUGCGAUCAGUGCGAGGAGUACGAGUACGUGUACAACGAGACAACCUGCAAAGACUGUGGUUAUGGCUACUGGCCUCAUCCAGACAAACGUGCUUGUUACUCAUUACCAAUUAAACACAUCAACUGGACAUCGGCCUUCGCAAUAGCUCCAGCUGUUAUAUCGUGUCUGGGAAUAGUCGCUACACUGGCUGUUGCUGGGCUCAUGUUCAGUCAUCGAGAUACACCUGUUGUCAGAGCAUCUGGAAGGGAGCUCACCAUUAUUUUACUCGCCGGAGUCCUAGUCUGUUAUCUCAAUACAUUUCUUCUCCUCGCACAACCGACGACUGUUUCAUGCAUUUUGCAGAGGUUUGGCGUUGGUGUAAGCUUUAGUGCAGUUUAUGGAGCUCUGUUGACCAAAACAAAUAGAAUCGCAAGAAUCUUCGAUUCAGCCUCAAGAUCAGCGGUUCGACCACGCUACAUAAGUCCCACAUCACAAGUCUGCAUAGCAGCAGCACUGAUUGCCUUUCAAGUGGUUCUAACUCUCGUCUGGAUGAUAGUGCAACCACCAGGGACUCGUCAUUUCUAUCCAGAUCGUCGUCAAGUAAUCCUAAAGUGCAACAUUCAGGACAUGAGUUUUUUAUUUUCUCAAUUAUACAAUGCUUUUCUCAUCGUUGUGUCGACCAUUUAUGCAGUAAAAACCCGGAAAAUUCCGGAGAACUUCAACGAGAGCAAAUUCAUCGGCUUCACAAUGUACACAACGUGCAUAAUAUGGCUAGCAUUCGUUCCAAUUUAUUUUGGAACUGGUAAUGCACACGAAAUACAGAUCACGACGCUGUGCGUUGCGAUAAGUCUAAGUGCAUCAGUGACACUUGUGUGUUUAUAUUCACCAAAGGUUUAUAUUAUUGUCUUUCAACCUGAGAAAAAUAUCAGAGGAAAAGUCACCAUGAGUGGCAGUACCUUUAAAAAGCAGGACAGCAGUGGUGGAGCUUCAUCGGUUGCAAAGUAUGGUGGUCGUGAGAUGAGCAGCGAGCAUGUACCAUUGAGUCGAGCUCUCAGAGCUGUUGUACAAACGUCUGCUGGUGUCACCGAAAUUUCAAUAGCAUCAAACACAUCAAAUCAGACGAAUGACGAGAUGAAUGACGAUGUUGCGGCUGUCUAGAGCAAUUCGAGGGAGGAAAUUAAUCAUCUCAACGACAAGACGUAACCGUAUUUCCUAGUGGAUUUAUAAGUGAUACACGGCGGCACAAGCUCUCAAACCAAAGAGCGUUAAAAGAUGAAAAAUAUCUAGUUAAGAUAGUAAAUGAAGAACUAGAAAAUGUGAUUCAACAAUUUUGGAAUAUUGACAGAAAACGAGUGGGAAAAAAACAGCAUAAAAAUUCUAAAAAAGUGGAUUGUCGAUGUGCUAGAAAAAUAAGAUAAUUUUCAUGAAGGGUGGUAUUAUUAGAGACUGUAAAAAACGGCUUGUACCCAACUCCUCCCUCCCUCUCUCCCUCCCCUUCCCUGAUGUGUCUAUAGACUUCGUUCAUCACGUUUUUGCCCAUUCACGAUCCACUCAUUCGUCAUUGUUGUCGUUGCUUGAUUGUUACCGUUGAUCAUUGUAACACGUCGUCAUUCUAAGUAAUGAAAAAAAAGAAAUAACACAUUUGAUGAUAAACAGAAAUAUACAUAUACAAAUGGAAAAUACAUAGACUGCACUCGCACACGAUUUAAAACGUUUUAAAAUUUCUCACGUGACUGUUCGUAAUGUCGAUGAAAAUUUAUGAUAAAAUUGGAGAAAUUAUGAUCAUAAUCACAAUGGAGUUGAUCGAUUCGUAUGGGCCUAUUUGUAUAGUUUUCAUUAUUUUUAUUUCCCGGGGGAAGAACAAAUUUUUAAGAAAUAUUUUCAAAAAAAAAAUGCUCGGAUUUUUGUGAAGAUGUAUCGACUAUGAUUUGGCUGUGAAAUUCAGGUCUGCAGCAGCGUACGCUGAUUAUUAUCAAAGGCUUGUAAAUUAAUUAUUAAAACAACUGGGAAUCAUUGGUGUGAUAAACAGCUUCGAUUGUGGAAGGAUUAUGGCUGGAAUAUUGGCAAGAAAAAAUAUUUUACCUAAAGAGACAACAAAAAACUGGGUUUGUAAAGUGAUGGGCGAUUGGUUGGCAAAUGGAAAUGAUGGGUGAUACCCCUCACUAUAUUUUUAUGAUUUUUAAUGAUAACUUUUUUCAUUCCGUUUUCAACCAAUCAAAUGGUGGCAUUUCCCGUCACGUGGUACAAGUAAAAGGGUUUUACUUCGGAUAUUUCCGUUUGUUGCUAAGCAAUGAAAAUAUCCGAUAAACAAUUUGUACGCGUUUCAAACUCCAAAACUCAUUAGAAAAAAUCAACUUCAAGGACUGUACUUCGACAUGAGCAGAAGAUUUGGAGGAGAAUCUUUGGACAUUAUCCCAGGUGAGGGUUUCCAAGCUUGGACGAUAGGCUCAAACUUGGUCCAACCUCGGUUACCAAGCCGCGGGAUUCCUAGUUUUGACCACGGUUGAACCUGUGGUAAUUCCUAGGUAAAACCAAGUUUGGCGAUUCCCUGUGAAUUAAAGCUUGGCUACCAAGGCAAUUCCUAUCUUGAUCCAAGCUUGAGUCUCCGAGCUUGAAUUGAUAAGUUUGAACAAAGCUCGGGCCAAUAUACUGUAGAAAAAAUUAAAUAGUUUAUAUUAUAUAAAGAUAUAAAUCCUUAUUUUUUAUAAAUAACUAUAUUAUUUAUUUAUUUUAUUUUCUUUAAUUUUUUGCAUGUUCGAGAAUUUCUAACUGGUUAUCGUCGGAGGGCUUUGAGCCAAAACUGGAAAACUGUUAACAAAAUUCGUGGAAAAAAAAUUAAGUUGAUCGUGAUGGUCAAAGAAAAAAAAUUAAGUCAGAAUUUAAAUUGGAAGAAUUAUCAACUUUUGACAGUUUUGUUUGGCUAUACUAAUGCUUGGGUUGGGGAGAGCGAGCUGAACAUAUUUUUUUUCAACUCAAACUUGGAAGUCGAGCUUGGGUGAAGGCUGAUGACCAAAUUAGGCUGAAGCUUGAUCUCAAAUUGGGUGACGCUUGGAUCAAGGUUGGUCCAAGUCUGGACGCCUAACUUGAUUCAAGCUUGGACCAAACUUGGGAUCCAAGCUCGGACGGGCGUUACAAACCAAGGGCUAACCAAGAUUGAACCAACCUAGCCUAGUCUCGGUCCAAGCUUGGACCAAUGGUGAAUUCCCACCUGGGAUUGAUCAAAAAAUUUUAAAAAAUCCUAAUAAUACGGUGAAGACAAAAGCCAUAAUUUGAGAACAAUUCUCUGCAUUUUGUGCAGACAGAAAAUAUGUAUACGCUGGAAGGCACAACUACCCGUGAAAAACCAUACCACAUGACGUGAAUGCCACACAUUUAAUUGCUUGAAAUUGGAAUAAAAAAAGUAAUCCAGCCAAAUAGCCCUCGACCUUCAAAAUUAAUCGGAUAUUUCCCUCCAGUUUCCCUCCAUAGUACUCAUCGGCAUAAGUUUCGCAGAAAAACCUUGGCGCUUUGCGCUCGAGAUUUUUACCCUGCGAAACUUAUCCCUUUCGUUGCUAUGCAACGCAACUCUCGGGAAAUAUCUGAUAAUUUUGAAGGUCUUGGGGUAUUACUACUGAGUAUAUUGAUAUAUUUUGUCAAUAUCAAAGUCCUAAUUUGUUACAAAUUAUUCAAAAAUGCUAGGAAACACCGAAAAUUUUUUUUUUUCAAUGCCAUAUCAGGUGAUUUAUGUUAGAUUUCAUCGAAACUCCCUCCUCUCUUGUCUUCUAUCGGAUUCUCCCUCUUCAUCUGGCCCGUUCAGCUCAUUUGGCUCACUCAGUGAGAAAUGGCUGAUGGAGCCUAUCAGCCGCAAUUUCGCAUCUCUCUUCAUGAUCACCAAUCGGUUUUUCCGGGUACUUGUUGAUGAAUAGUGAAACUGCAAAAUAUAACGAUAUGUCGAUUGAAAGAUUUUUUUUCUCUCUCUUCUGGGCUGAAACACAAACUAAACGCCAAUAGCACGUCAGAUAUUUCAUCCGAAAGCAGAAUACGAAAUUUAAAAAAUACAGCGAAUAGACGUUUAAACAUUUCCCUCGGACCACUGGGCCAUUGUUAAAAAAGAUAUUAUUUUUAAAACACGAGUUAUUGUUCUACAACGUUGUUCAGAAUUAUUCGGCAUCAUUAUUCCCCAGGUGGAAAUUCACCAUUGGUCCAAGCUUGGACCAAGCUAGGUUGGUAGGCUAGGUUGGUUCGAUCUUGGUUUCCAAGCUUGGAACAAUCUUGGCUAACCCUUGGUUUGUAACGCCCGUCCAAGCUUGGAUCCCAAGUUUGAUCCAAGCUUGAAUCAAGUUCGGCGUCCAGACUUGGACCAACCUUGAUCCAAGCGUCACCCAAUUUGAGAUCAAGCUUCAGCCUAAUUUGGUCAUCAGCCUUCACCCAAGCUCGACUUCCAGGUUUGACUUGAAAAAAAAUAUGUUCAGCUCGCUCCCCCCAACCCAAGCAUUAGUAUAGCCGAACAAAACCAAUUUAAAUUCUUACUUAGUUUUUUUUCUUUGACCAUCACGAUCAACUUUAUUUUUUUUCCACGAAUUUUGUUAACAGUUUUCCGGUUCUGGCUCAAAGCCCUCCGACGAUAACCAGUUAGAAAUUCUCGAACUUGCAAAAAAUUAAAGAAAAUGAAAUAAAUAAAUAAUAUAUUUAUUUAUAAAAAAUAUGGAUUCAUAUCUUUAUAUAAUAUAAACUAUUGAAUUUUUUCUACAAUAUAUUGGCCCGAGCUUGGUUCAAACUUAUCAAUUCAAGCUCGGAGACUCAAGCUUGGAUCAAGAUAGGAAUUGCCUUGGUAGCCAAGCUUUAAGGGGUUAUUCUCAUGUGAACGCCUAUAUUUUACCACUUUUUCGGAAUUUUUUUUUUAUGCGACAACAAACUUCAAUCAUGUUGAUUUUUCAAUAUAUUUUUAUUUGUAUUUUGAAAUAUACGAAAAAAAUUUUUUUUUCCGUUUUUUACAUUUUUAACAUAUAUUUUUUUUAAGUCAAAGUAGUCCCCAACAAAAAAAGGUAUUUCACUGGUCAAGGUGAUAGCGGCUGUUCAUGUUGUCUGACAUAAAAAAAUCGAAUGGAUUAUUAUUCAGUAGAUCUGUGGCUAUCGUCCCUACCAAAUAUAAUCAAUUUCAUUAAAAACAAAAAAAAAUAUCGAACUUCAAAAAAAAAAUCACGAAAAUCUCCUUCUUUUUCGUUACAAAUCGUUUAAAAAAAAUAUGAAGAUAUUGUCGAAAAUAAACAAUUGUGGUAGGGACGAUAACUAUAAAUGAGUAGAAGAACAUAUGUAAAUUUUAAAGCAAUCGGUUGAAUACUUUUUCUAGUAGGAUCUUGACCGUUUCAGAAAAUGAUGAUUCGAGAAAAACGCGUUUAAAGUUUAAAGCCUGGUACACAAUCGCUUACGACACGUCGGCGACUAUGAGCUGUAACUUAUCAAAUACUAUGAAUUUCGGUCUGAAUUUUUCACAGCAUGUUUUCAAUAGGUUUUACUGUCAAAAUAUCAAAAAAUAAAAAAAUCGAUUUUUUGAAGUGCUCACAUGAGAAUAACCCCUUAAUUCACAGGGAAUCGCCAAACUUGGUUUUACCUAAGAAUUGCCACAGGUUCAACCCUGGUCAAAACUAGGAUUCCCGAGGCUUGGUAACCGAGGUUGGGCCAAGCUUGAGCCUAUUGUCCAAGCUUGGACAUCCUCACCUGGGUCACAUUUACCAUCAUUAAAAACGGUUCAUUAACCUGUUGAAUGAAUUCAUCAAUUAAUGAAAUUUUAAUUAAUGAAAUAGUAGAUUUUUUGAUUCUCUUUUCAUUUGAGUGACUCUCAUUUUUUUGGAUUUCAUUUUAAUUUUCAUAAUUGAUACUUCCAUGAGUCUCCAUGAUGGUCGUCAACUAUUAAUUAAUUCAUUAAGUACCGUAAUUGAUUGGACAAAUGUGCAUCUAUUGACUACUAAAUUUAUUUUUCUCCCCAAUGAUGAUCCCUCUGAUCUCCCUAUUAUUUCCCAAUGAGGUACGCUCUGUCAAUCCGAGCAGGUUUCGCAUUCAACGCACCCGACCAUCGCCCGAUUGUGCCCUCAUCGGGGUUCCCCCUCUGGAGAGACCCUGAUUUCGCUAUCAUCAUUUCCCGACCCAAUAGUUUUUGUGUCAAAUGGGGUUGAUCUGAUGAUCUGCCGGGCGAGUCCUCAUCGGGUUCUCCCCCAUGAGUUAGGGCCCGACCUGGGCCGGGAUAACCCGACGGAAAUUCUAUUCGAGAUAAGGGUCAAAGUUGAAAGGGGGUGGAAUGAUUAUGCCGAGUAGAAUUGCCUGAUGGGAACCCGAUGAAGACCUGACCGGGAGAUCAUUAUGAUUUUUAAAUUUCCAGGAUAUACAGUUUGUAAUAGUAAUUCUGAGUCUAUGAGUCAGGAGAAACAAUAGAGAAAAAAUAAAAUUGUAACGUGAAGAACUUCGACUACAAAAUUUUCAAACGAAAUCGUUUUGGAAUAAAUAUCUGCGGGUAAUUCAAUUGACAGUAAAAUUGAAUCAAAUUAGGUCAAACAAAUAUCGAGAUGAAAUGUAGCCCGGUGGGUUCUGCCUAAGAAGGAGAAGAAAUAACAAGAAGAAAAGUGAAAAAUGUGCUCCUCAAUUGUCACUACGAAAUUAUAAUGCACAGAAAAAAUAAUUGUAAAAUACAAGAUUUAAUACAUAAUUUAGGCGAUUUUUGAAUAGGUUAAUUGCGUAUCAAAAAAUCGUAAAUUGGAAGUUUGAAAACGUGAAUUACGACUGCGACAAGGUAAAUUACGAUUUGAAACUCGCAAAUUACCAUUUCCAAAAACGUCAAUUACGAAAUCUGACGUUGUAAAUGACGUGGUUUUGGAACCGAAAAUAUACGGUCCAACCUCUUGAUUUACGCUCCUUUCCUCAUCAUUUACAACAUCUGAAUAACGUAAAAUCCUUGAUUGAUGAAAUCGUAAACGUAAUCGAAAAGAAAAUAACUUUAUUUGCCAAUAUGAAAUCUGUACGUUUCAAAUGAUUGUCAAUCAUCUGCGUUUCAAUUUUUGCAGACAUUUUUUCAAAAAAUUAUCGCUGAUAUUCGAGGUAGGCUAUACAAAAUAUCAACAAAUGGUGCAAUUCUAUUGGCUGAAAUUUGGGUGGGAAAAAUAAUCCCCCGAAUACCACUCGAACUUCGAAAUUAUCUGAUAUUUCCCUCAAGGUUCCCUACAAACAAAUAAGCU